UAACCAUUGUAUGAAUUAAAAAAGAAUUAGUAUCAUUGUGUUUACUUUCUAUGUUUUAGUAAUUUGUAUUAUUGAAUUUAUAGUAAUGUCUAUUACUUAAUAGUUGAAUUUCAAAUCGGAAAACCAAUUCAUAAUACUAUAUUUUUACUUAGUAAAUGACUUUUUAAUAAGUAGCAAACAUUUUAAUGAUGGACUUAUUGGACUGCCACAUCGUAAACGCAGCAGCAACUUGAGUUAUUCUUAUGUUGGUCAUUUGAAUUCAGUAUUUCACCCAAAAUCAUGUCUCAACAAAGUGAACAUUUAGACUUUUCUGGGUUGUUUAAACUAGAUGUUCUUGUACAUCUUGACAUUGUAAACCACACUUUUUAUGAGGUUGGCCUAAAGAAAUUCAUAGCUCUAUCAAGUGAUAAAGAACUAAUGUUUUUGUAUAUUAAUCCACAAUGGGAGAGGUUUGAUAAUGUGUUUGACUGGGACUUUGUUGAUAAUCCAGUUUACUGUAUGUGUUUUGAUCCUAGUGGUACAUGGGUUUUAAUAGUUAGUGAUCAGAAAGUGUUACUUGUACCAUUUCUUCCUCUUUUUAUACCACAAAAUACAUUUGAUCAUAAGUGGUCUUUAUCAAGUGUAACAGUGCUGCCCCUUGGUGACAUUGUGCAGCCCACAUCUGUGGUUUGGUGGAUCACUAAAGAAUCCGAGAAUAUAAUAAUCAUUGGAUCAAAGACAGGUACUAUUUCAUUUUACUCAUUAGAAUCUCAAAAAAUCAUUGCGGAAACUAAAGUAAAUGGACAAAUUAAUGACCUGCAAAUGUGUUUUGAUGAUUCAUUGGAUUUAUUAGCUCUUUUGAUAUCAAAAGGACCCAUACAGCAGUGGAAGUUGGUUUUAGAACACAGAUCUUUUGGAUACAACUGGAUUACGCAGAUUAGAGCACAGAACGACAAAGAUAAGAAAGAAGGUUUCAUGUCAUAUAUCAGACAGUUGUCUAAAGAUAAAAUAACUCUAUUUAUUCAGGGAGGAUCUAAAGAUGAAAGCAGACAAGCUGUAGAAUAUGUAUUAAAACCAACCGAGUAUCUACCUAUAUUUAGGAAAGGAUCUAACAAUUGGGCUUUAACUGCUCAAUAUGUUCUUGGUCGUCAUUAUUUAACAGCUUUUGAGCUAAAUGAAGGUACAAUUAUUCUGGAAAGUCCUGGAGAGGAUUCAGCUUCAAGAACAUUAAGGCCUAAAAUAAAGAAAGAUGGACAGUAUAUUCAAGGAUUGUGGUCACAACGGCUGUUAUAUUUGGUACGAAAGAAUGAACUUGAAGUUCACAGUGCUAACUUUUCAGUGAUCCAGGGUGAAGCACUCCUGGGAACAAAACGAGAUUUCUCUGAACUUUGGACGGCGGAGAUGAUUGGUGAUGUUCAAAAAGCUUAUUUGAUGUGCGCAAAAGGGCCAUCGACAACAGACGCAGGGUGGCGGGAACCCACGUUUAUGAGUGAUUUGCAGCUACCAAGAUUUGUAGUGGAGCCGUGUCUUGUAAUUACCUCAUGUGGAGCAUAUAUAUUGAAUACAGUUUGCGAGCCAUGCGAAUGGCUGGUUGGUCUUAUAAUGCGUGGCGGGGUCGGCGCGGAACUGUCUGCUGCGGCACUGGGAGCACCAGUGCCCAUUCUGCUGAGAGCGGCCGCUGAUAUGCUCAUGGCUAAAGGGAAGAUCGCCCCGGCACAAUAUCUCUAUUCAUUAUCGCAGAGUCAACCAGAUGGUUGGAUAGCAAGGUUGGGAGUGUUCGGUCGAAUACACGAGCUGUCCAUGUUUAAACAGGAUGUUAAUUCUGGAAAUUUUGGCAACGCCGCCGUCACAGCUAAGUUGCUUGCUCUAUUGCUCAAGAUACGAACUAAUAGUGAGGAGAAGUUUGAAGUGGAUGUGAAAUUUACCAACUUGGGAACUGCUGAACUUCUAGAACUGACUACAGUGGCCGCAGCUAUAGGUCUGUGGGAGUUAGUUCCUGUCUUCAGCAUACACAGAGGCUACCCUCACCUAUUUCUAACCGCAUUGAAGGCCAGGAAAGAUAUUUGUCGAGGAGCGAUAAUGUGUCUGCUUAACCAACCGUGCGUGUUACCAAUUCUUCUAGAAGAAAAUGGUCAAUGGUUAUUUGACUUUAUAACUGAAAAGUGCAACCAGUUUGACACUAUAAUUUUGAAGAGGCUUUGUUUAUGGCUGAAUCCACUUCAAAAUCAAUUACGGCCUGUAGUGCGGGAUUUAAAACAGGGUAUAACAUCUAUCUAUGCAACUAGAAUGCUUCAACAAAUAUCGACAUUUAUGCACGUCGUGUGUGCUACUGAGGCGCGAAUACCAUGUCCAGAGCUACAAACAGAGAUGAAGGAACAAUCGGAGAUGUGGAAGUAUCAUUUUCUGCCGCGGCGGGCUUUGUCCUGCGGCUUGAGCCAUUGGGCAGUGGCGGAGGAGGGGAACGCGAAAAUAAUGAUCGCAGAUACAGCAGUCAAUACAGAGCUGAUUGGGAGCGUGGUAGAUGUGGCGUGUGGGAGACACCACACAUUGCUGUUGACUGAAAAUGGGAUAUACAGCGCGGGUGACAACACAUACGGCCAGCUGGGAGUGGGCUCCAUGUGGGCGGGGGGUGUGGGCGACACUGCGAGCGCCGGUGGCGCCCUCGCGCACGUGCGGGCGGACUGGACAUCGCCGGUGACGGCCGUGGCGGCCGGACACUAUCACUCCGCCGCGAUAGACCUGGGGGGACGGCUCUACACUUGGGGAUGGGGAGUUCAUGGCCAACUAUGUUUGGGUACCAUUCUUGAUCAUUCUACACCACAACUGGUUACAAAGUUCCAAGGAAGAAAAGUGCUGAGCGUGAGUUGCGGCGCGUGUCACACGGUGGUGCUGACCGUGAGCGGCCAGCUGUGGGCCAGCGGCGCCGGCGUGUUCGGCCAGCUGGGCGGCGCCGGCCGCGACAAGAGCUCGCGGGCCGUGCGGGUGGCGCUGCCCGACCCCGUCCAAGCCAUCGCCGCGGGCUACUUCCACAAUUUGGCGCUAACUACAAAGGGUCAGUUGUGGUGUUGGGGCGCCAGUCCGCAGCAGGUGCGGGCGACACAUGCUCGCAGGACCACACCCACCUUCACUUCAGACCAAGUGGCGCCGACAGCAUCCGCCACGAGUUCUGACUCGCAUCUCGUACCGCAACUAGUUGAUAUACACAAUGUUAAGGGAAAAAUUGUUCAGGUGUCAGCGGGGUGGCAUCAUUCAUGCAUCAUUGAUAGCACGGGCACUGUUUACACUUGGGGGUUGAAUUUCGAUGGACAGUUGGGCAGCGGCGACAGGAAGCAAGUACAAAUCCCAACUGAGGUUCAAAUUCUUGAGGGUCCGUCAGACGUGAAGGAGAACACAAGUGACUGUGAUGAUGGGUAUGGCGGAGUGGUAGCGUGUGGGGGAGACUUCACCGUGUACAUCCGUCGCGACGGGAGGAUAUACGCCACGGGGAAUAUGCACCAACAGCUUAACAACGAAGUAGAAAAAAGCAUUAAUCGAAUGAUUAUGAUGAAAACAACGAAGCGUGUAAUAAAAAUACCCGCCAGUCGAAGCAACAACAAGUUCAUAUUCCAACAAGUCGACAGGAUUCAUAUCAUGUUCCCCUUUGACAUUGAUGGACUGGAAAGAAAGUCAAUCGAACCAAUAAAAAAUCCCUUAGCAAAAAUGUCUGACUUUAAACGUAAUUCAUGGGCCGAUGAAUUAAUUAUUCUUCUAAAGCCUUGGAUCAAUGAAGAUAUGUUGCUUGGAAACUCCAACAUGGCUGCCAAAUUCGCGUACCACAACAAUAACUUUUCUGAUUGUCUUAAAUAUCUUUUAGAUAAUUUGAAACGCGAGUAUGCUAUCGAUCGUAUUUAUCUCACCCAUCCCGAUGAUAUAGAAAAUGCAAGCAUUUUAACUAAACAAGAUGAAACUAAGAUCAUCAUUAGAAAUGCUAUAUCGAAACGGAUUAAAGAUAUUUCGAUGAAGAUUUUAAAUGAAGAGCCUUACGCAGCCAUCGAGCCUUCAGUAUAUAAAUCAUUGCCGUGUUGCUGUGACGAAUUGAAAUAUUCAACAAAACUAACAUCCAAGUUAACUCACAAUACUGAUAAAAAUCUCUCAUUACAAGCCGCUCACCUUAUAGAUAAAGCCAUGGGCUUGUUUCCAGUCGAUGCCAAGCUAUGGGAAACAUGCUUUAAAAUAUGUAAAGAUUUUUAUUUAGAAAAUGAUUUGUGCAUUGAAGAUUUGGAAGUAGUUAUGUGCAAAUUCAUGGAAAAUAAUGCUUCGACCAUGGCAUCGGCCAUUAUGUAUUCUAAGGAUUGUGCCCAGUACGCAGAGAUAUUGACGCCUAAGUUCUAUCUGAAUAUGUGUAAUGAAAUAUUGGAUACAUGGGGAUGAACUUCUUGUAUAUAUGUCUCAUUAUGAGACUAUUAAUAUGUCAGUAUGGGCAUUGGGAAAUGUUUUAUUUAUGACAAUAAGCGACGAAACGAGCAGGACGUUCAACUGAUGGUAAUACGCCCUGCACAUUACAAUGCAGAGCCGCUCAGAAUUCUCGAAAAAUACUAAAAUUCUGAGCGGCGUUAGAAUUGCGCUCGUCACCUUGAGACAUAAGAUGUUAAGUCUUAUUUGACCAUUAAUUUCACUAGAUACGACGCCCUUUAGACCGAAGCACAAUAAUGGUUAUAGAUACAUUACUGCUUCACUGUAGAAAAAGGCGUCGUUGUGGUACCCAUAAUCUAGCUGGCAUCCUGUGCAAUGGAGCCUCAAAUGUAUGUAUUAGGUAUAUUAUGUACUUAACGAUGUACUUGCCAUAAAAAAAUAAUUAUGGAGGUAGUUACAAAUAUUUUUAUUAAGGUUGUUUUGCAAAGUUUGAUAUUUUAUUCGCUCUCUUAGUUAAAACUAAUAUUAGCAGUGCUGUUUUAUUACUAAUAUUAGGCUUAUAACAUUAUAUUUUCAUAUACAACGAACUUACUUGCCAUUAGCUUUGUAUUCCAAAAAUUCAAAUAAUAUUUAAAUAUUAGCUUAUAUGACUAUUUUUGUUAUUAUUAUAUAACAAAUAUAUAUAAUAGAUACCUAUAUAUAUGUUAAUAAUCUUCUUCAUAUAUUAAUGUAAACGGUUCACUUUUAUUAUAUGCUCUUUAGUUGCAAGUUUUACAAAUAUUAAAAGUAAAUUACUUCAUUUUUUUUAAUGUAGAUGAAGCCUAAACUUAAUCAACAAACCUAUUUUACACCUUCUACAUAAUGAAAUAAAAAAGUUUACCACAUUUUAUACUUUUGUCUGUUGUGAUAAUUUCUUUACUAUUAUUAAAACAAUGAUUGUUAUUUUUAUUGUUUUAAAUGAAUUAUGCCUAAAUAUUGCAAUCUUAAUAAUCUUUUCUCAUAAAUAUUAUUGUGUCAAUUUUUUAUGUUUCCAGUGUCUAGUCAAAUGUUAUAUCUUAGUUAUGUUGUUAUUUGCUACCACGUUUUGUAUUAUGUAGGCGUACGUUUUACUUAAAUGUCUUAAAUCAAGUUUCAACCGGUUUUUGUUGGAUCUGAAAUUUGUUAGAAGUAGUAAUUAAGACAAUGCGGUUUUCAGUGUACCUUGACACUUAGUCGUUUCUGACGAAACUGAAAUUUGAUAAAAUUUUGAUUGUACUUGCAAGAGUUUAGUGAAUUACCAUAGUUUUAAUUGCACUCAGAAAGUUUCCAGUUGCUAAUACUAAUGUUUUGUUAUAAAUAAUAUUGUUUGUUCUUGUUUCUAUUUGCAGCAGUUUCAUAAACAUUGAGUAUACAUAAAAAUAAAUAUCUUGUCAAAAUAAAUUAAUAAUUUUACAAUAUCAUAUUUUGACUAUUCAGUACAUAAAGAAGUAUUUAUGAAAUCCUCAUAAUCAAUAUCACUUAGCUGCCUAUUUAUAUUUUAUCUAAAUGUAUCCAGUUCUAUAAUCUGAAAUAAUACUGUAUUUAAAGUAUUUUCAUAUUAAUCCAUAUACCUCAUAUCUCACUAAAUAUAAUGGCAGCUUAAUGAAUGUAUAACGCAUUAGUUAAUAAGGCACCUUCGUUGUUCUUACCGAAGUAUUACUACUAUAUGUACUAGCGUGGGCAAUUAUUACUAAAAUCGAAUAAGUCAAUAUAAAAGUCUCUUCUUAUCGUAUAACUGCGUACGGCAGGCAACAAUGACUACAGCUGAGAUCAAUAGAGCAUACUUAGACUUUGCUGAGAAAAUUCUGACGUAAAACUUAGCCGAGUGUAAGCUUAGCAUAAUCUUUGAUUUCGGUUUUAUAGUUAUUUGACAGCUGAGUUUAUAAUGAGCUUGAGCUAAGACAUCCCAAUGCAAUAGUCAAGUUCGUAUUUUAUCACACUCAGCUAAGUUUUACGUAAGUAAAGUCUAAGUAUCGCUCUAUAGAUCUCAGCCUCGAAGUAAUUACGGCGAUGCAGUGUGCGUAGUACAGUAAGUAAUUUGGUAUUUGAAUAAUUAUGGAGAGGAACUACUAAAUUGAUAAUCGAAUGCGCAAUUGCACAAUCUUCGAAUGUCGAUUUUUUUUUGUAACAAUUACCCAUUGCUAAAAAUGUACCUCUAAGAGCGCUUUAGCACUACGUUCGAUCCGAAUCUGUGGAAACACGGUCCGAAGUAGUCGUAGAACUAUUUCUAACGGUUGACGGAAAAGAAAUCGUAUGACGAUGCCGGAUCUACUGCAUAAACUACAAUAGAAUUAGAUCGGAUUCGGAUCGGACGUUGUGCGAAAGCGCUAUAACUGGUUGACAAACAAAUAUACCUCAGAUGCCUAUUGAUUUGAAUUUGACGUUUUAUUUAUAGGUUUAGUAUAAUCUGUUAACAUAAUUAUUAUUAUCUUGGAACAACGAAAUCAUGACACAUUGAAAUAAAUUGCUUAUGCAUUAUAGUUUGAGAGUGACACAAACUAAAUUUUAACGUUACAUUAUAGUUUGAGAGUGAGACAAACUAAAUUUUAACGUUACAUUAUAGUUUGAGAGUGACACAAACUAAAUUUUAACGUUACAUUAUAGUUUGAGAGUGACACAAACUAAAUUUUAACGUUACAUUAUAGUUUGAGAGUGACACAAACAAAAUUUUAACGUUACAUUAUAGUUUGAGAGUGACACAAACUAAAUUUUAACGUUAAAUUAUAGUUUGAGAGUGAGACAAACUAAAUUUUAACGUUACAUUAUAGUUUGAGAGUGACACAAACUAAAUUUUAACGUUACAUUAUAGUUUGAGAGUGACACAAACUAAAUUUUAACGUUACAUUAUAGUUUGAGAGUGACACAAACUAAAUUUUAACGUUACAUUAUAGUUUGAGAGUGACACAAACUAAAUUUUAACGUUACAUUAUAGUUUGAGAGUGACACAAACUAAAUUUUAACGUUACAUUAUAGUUUGAGAGUGACACAAACUAAAUUUUAACGUUACAUUAUAGUUUGAGAGUGACACAAACUAAAUUUUAACGUUACAUUAUAGUUUGAGAGUGACACAAACUAAAUUUUAACGUUACAUUAUAGUUUGAGAGUGACACAAACUAAAUUUUAACGUUACAUUAUAGUUUGAGAGUGACACAAACUAAAUUUUAACGUUAUAUUAUAGUUUGAGAGUGACACAAACUAAAUUUUAACGUUACAUUAUAGUUUGAGAGUGACACAAACUAAAUGUUAACGUUACAUUAUAGUUUGAGAGUUACACAAACUAAAUUUUAACGUUACAUUAUAGUUUGAGAGUUACACAAACUAAAUUUUAACUUUAUUGUGGAGAUUUAACAAGAACUUCCGCAGAAUAUUGAUGAACAUACCACUAGCUCACCCUUUAUUUGAUUAAAACUAGGUUUUCUUUAGACAUGGUAUUACAUUAACGUUUGUCAACCAUUGAUUAACUGAUACUUAAAACAAUGUAUGUGAUUUCCAUUUUCAAUAUAUUCCGUCUAAAACUUUUGUGUUUUUGUGCCUACUAAUAGUCGAUAAAUAAAACUAUAUGUGACUGA
Molecule: messenger RNA, 7958 nt
Organism: Leptidea sinapis
Lineage: Eukaryota; Metazoa; Arthropoda; Insecta; Lepidoptera; Pieridae
Gene: ca
Exons: 18
Coding region: 280-4389 (1369 amino acids)
Molecular function (GO): protein binding
Source: RefSeq, a predicted model, not a curated record